AAUAUUCGUCGACUCGACGACACGAAUCGGCCAGCAGCGAACAGAGAAGUGGAACUUCUUGAACCCCGUUUUUUCACUUCUCCGUGCAAAGUGUACCGUGUUUUUCGGUGAAAUCGGACAGACGGAAAUCGUCGGGUGUGUGUUUUUCACGGUGUUCCGAUCGGAAUCGGUCGCGGAGAGUUGCUUCCAGCCGCAGAACAUGUCGCUGGAAGUGUGCUAGAAAGCGCAGUAGGGCCUUAACAUCAUUUUUUUUGUGUGUGCUGGCUGCCAGAGGAGGAAGAAAAAUACACCGCGAGUGUGUGGAAGAAAGGAAGGAAGCGAAAAAUAGGAGGAAAAAAGAGUUUCUUUGGGGCUGCUGAUUUGUGUUGUAUAUUUGUAAUUGUGUGUGUGUGUGUGGUGUGUGCACAUACGUUUUUGAUUAAUCAAAACCAAUAAUAUUUGUGAAAUUCCUGGUCGGAAACGGAGAGGCAUAAAAAGUGACCAUUUCCAGUGCUUCGUGUGUUCCGAGUGCGUGCUGACAGGGCUAGAGAUUAGAUAAGAGAGCAGAUUGGGGUGGCCUGAGUCACCCAGUUUUCCGAUUGAGGUGGGAUCGCAAAAAUCCCCCCCUACAGGAAGGUCACAAUUUCGGGCCCGGAGCUGGAGUUGAACGAAGAUAAAAUUUUGCAUCAUCAUCAGCAGCAACAACAGGAGCUCCAGCAGCCAACAGUGGAGAACUGUGGAGUUAUCGGAGGGGCAGCAGCGGGUGGAGGUGGAAGUGCCAGUAGUGGCAAUAGGAGGGAAGGCCGCAAGACGAAACCAGGUGCUUCCUGAAAAAUGCCUCCACCGCCACCGCCGCCGGGGCCACCCCCGCCACCGGGUCCACCGCCGCCGCCGGCGAUGAAACUUGGUGGCGGACAAGGCUCGGGCGAUGGACGGAAUGCGCUGCUGUUGUCGAUCCAGAAAGGUGCCAAACUGAAGAAAACGAUAACCGUGGACAAAAGUGGCCCCGUGAUUCAGGGAAAGGUCAGCGGAGGAGAAUCAGCAGCUGUCGGAAAUAGUACUAAUAAUAAUAGGGGACCAGCGUCCGCCGUGGUGUCGGGUGCAAGUGAUAGCAACGGAGGUCAAAAGUUAGGCGGAAUCUUUGGUGGUCUUUCAUCAAUGCCGAAGCUGAAACCGGUCGGCAGUAGAGGAACAAUACCAGCACAAUCAACAACUAAUAAUAAGUCUCCCUCACCGGAGAAUACGAUCAAAAGCAACAACCGGAUAGGAGGAGGGGGUGGUGGGGGUGCUGUGAUCGACUUUCAGGGCGAGCUGGCGGCCAAAUUGACGCUCAAGAAGCAAAAGAACAGUAGCAAUAGUACCAACAAUGCCAUCGUAAACAAUAACAACAACAACAGUAUCAACCAGGUGCCGGUGACGGAGAGCAAUCUGCGGACGAAUCGAGGACCCCCACCGCAACCCCCCCUGCAGUUGAAGAACGCCAAUGAUUCAUCGAGCAACACCCUGGGGAAGUCGAGCUAUUCCAGUCAAAAAAGCCAGGCACCCUCGACGCCAAGUCCGUCACCCUCGAAUGGGCCCACCUCAUCAGUAGUCACUAGUCCCGUCGGAAGCCUCAGCGUGCUACCGAACAAAUCGACCCUGUUUGGUGGUGGCGGCGGCAGCAAUAGCAGUUCUUCUGGUAGUCCGCAACCGCCAGCAGUGCCUCAGACGCAACCGAGCCCCAAGCCGGUGCCGAACUAUGGUAAACCAAAUCUGGCCCCGAAGCCUCCGGGGAUGCAGCUCAACACGAGCGGCGGUAGUAACAAUGGCGGCGGCGGUGGUGGUCCCAAUCGGGUCUCCCGACACCACAGUAUGAGAAGUCCAAGGUCACCGCCAGUGGCACCGAGUGGUCCAAACUUUGGAGCGAAUCAUUUCGGAACGUUGCGAGGUCCCCCAUCGAGCUUUCAAUCGUCGGAGUCGUUAUCUAGGCAAAACAAUCCUAUCGGACGACCCGCAGCGCCACCUCCGAAACCACCGGCAAUGAAACCCCCACCCCCGCCUCCUAUUCGCAGUGUUUCCAACACCAACCUGUCGCAUUUACCCAUGAGUUUGGCACCAGAGGCGCCGGAACCGAACUUCGGUUCGGCCAACAACGUGGCCAGUGCCGUCGCGGACGAGCUCAAGUCGAAGCUAGUCAACAGCGGUUCGGCGAAUAAUGUCGCAACGCUCACCAACACCACAUCUUCCAAUUCCAUCGUAUCGAACAGCCAGCUUAGCAUUGGCAGUACGAAAACCCUCAGCAGUGGCAGUAUUAAGGCGACGGCGGCCCCUCCCCUUCCACCCCAUCGGACUUGUCCGGCUCCACCACCACCGCAACUUAACACCAGCACCAGCAGCAGUAUCAGCACCGGUGAAGCACCACCGCAGCCUCCACAGCGAAUUUCUUCCAUUCGACUGCAGCAACAGCAGUUACAGCAACAACAGCAGCUACAGCAGCAGCAACAGUUGCUCUCCGCCAGCGCCAACAGCCCCAGCAGUACCCUCAACAGUAGUCAUCACAGCUCAAAUUUGCUACGAAAGGAAACCAUAGCUGGGACCUCGGAGCGACGGAAGAUGCCUCCCCCACUGAAGGAGAUUGACCUCGAGUCCAACUACUCGUUCUACUUCCACAAGGUGACCGAAUUUCCCGCACCAAUACCCUUUCUCAGUGUGGCCAAAACCUUUCCGAGUAAGAUGCGACCGCAACAACAACAACAACAACAGCCACAUCAGUAAUCAGCGCGAUACGACGGGAAUGUGAUUCCUGCGGGAGUGGAUCCCGUGUGCAAGAAAGGGGUCAGUGCAAAGUACAAUCCCUACAACUUGUGCGAACAAACACACACCAAUCCAGCGUCGAAAUAUGUGCACACACACGCAAACAAGGUAUUAGUCAGUUGUUGUUGGACCUUAUUGUAUUGAGAUGUGAGAAGUAAAACAGAAUAUUAACAGAAAGCUACAAAGUCAUAUCAAAGUUUAUGGUAAAAAAAAAUAAAACGAACCACAUAAUAGACACAGAAACUCCCGUUCACAGGCACACGCAUACACAUUCGAAAUGGCAGUAUAUAAGCACUAUAAAAUGGAACAGCAAAAAUGUAUAUACUUCAGUAGGACUCGUUCGUUCUCAAGUGAAACUUACUACUUAUGAUGGCUCCGAACUCUUUCUUGGUAGGAAAGCAAAAUGCAAAAAAAAACACAACCAGAGAAACACAAAAUACACAUUCGUAUUAAAAUAGAGUUACUGUAUCCUCGUUACAUAACAUAAUAAGAACGACUCAAGCGAUAGUAAGAAUAAUAAUUAUAUUAAUAAUGCAAUUAACAAAAAAAAAAAAAGAUGCAUGCGAUAGAAAGCGAGACCGAG
Ochlerotatus camptorhynchus is the source of this 3355-nucleotide messenger RNA. It is a transcript of the gene Vrp1, whose product is annotated as Verprolin 1. The transcript is spliced from 9 exons. The record is from RefSeq and is a predicted model, not a curated record. Lineage: Eukaryota; Metazoa; Arthropoda; Insecta; Diptera; Culicidae. Gene Ontology annotation, molecular function: actin binding. The coding region runs from base 814 to 2733 and encodes 639 amino acids.